Molecule: messenger RNA, 1873 nt
Organism: Oryza sativa Japonica Group (Japanese rice)
Lineage: Eukaryota; Viridiplantae; Streptophyta; Magnoliopsida; Poales; Poaceae
Source: RefSeq, a predicted model, not a curated record
AGUGAUGAACUAGCACAAGAAGAAGAACGCCAUGGUGAAGGCACCGAAGUCAGCGCACGUCGUCAAGGGUGUUCCUGCUCAAGCUGCGGUGGCUGCCGGAGACGACGACGAAAGGGAGCUGCCUCUCGGAGGAGAACUACUUCACCCUCCUCAACCAUUGCAAGAGAUGGGGGACUCACAAGACAAGGAGAUACAAGAAGGCGUGCAAGCUUUGCUGAAUAAUCAUGGGGGAGAUAUAGAAGGAGGAGGAGUCGACCCAUCAAACAUGCUGCCUGAUGAGAAUGGAUCAGCGAGUAGCACUGCAAGGAAAGAGGGCAAGCGCCUGACGCAUCACUACCUGAAAUUUGCAUUGCUCCUCGUCACAAUCUCUACAGUCCCCCUGAUUGACAUUCUAUUUCUUCGUGGAGAUGCACUCAAACUUCCACUCGGACUGAAAUUCGCCUCCUCCUUUGCAUUCACAGCCUUUGUCACCGCAAUUUCCCUCAUGUUCCACACCCUGAAGUUGAUGACAAUCAAGCCAGAGCACAUCAUCAGCGCCAUCAACCAGCUGAAACUUUCCAUAGUCCUCUUGGCUACCUCCAUAUCCUCCCUUAUUUUGUCAUUUAUUUCCAUCACUUGUUCUCUGCUUCCUAAGGCUUAUUACUUCCUGCCCAUUUCAUUGGUCCCUUCCAUCCUUGUUGGUGUCUUUCACUUCAUAUAUAAUGGCAAAUUCGAUGUGAGAGAUGUAAGGCCUGAAGAGAGUAAAGCUCUGAAGAAAGCACUAAAGAGUGCAAAUCAGCUCACCUUAUCUUUGGUGACCACAUCAUUCUCUGGUUUUAUUGGAGAUCUCCUUGGAAUCUAUCACAAGACAGAGAAAUUGGGUGGUCAGUAUUCAUACGCCAAGGUGUCGAUCUUCUUCAUGCUUGGUUCCGGUCUGGCCGGAAUCUUGGCGCUGCUCCUUUGCAGGCUGCUGUCCAACAGUGAAGUUCACCGGCGCCGCCGCCAGUCGCCGUCGGGGAUAUGGUGGCAGAAGACUGUACUAGCCAUCGCGAACGUCGUCAUGCUCGCGAUGCUGGUGCCGGCGCUGCUGCUGAUCGCCGCGACAAUCCUUCACGGGCUCCUGUUGCCGGCCGUCGUCUUCCCAGUGGUCGCCGGAGCCGCCGCGUGGGCGUUCAUCGAGUUCUGCACCGCGGCGGUAGGCGAGGAGGAGGAGGAGGACGGGAAGUCCGAGCUGGGGACGAUGUACGCCAUCGCCGUGGCGGUGGCGUCGGUGUCGUUCGGGGCCGUGCUUGCCGUGUUCGGCGGGCUGCUCGGCGGCGCGGUGGGCAAGGCGCAGCUGAAGGUGUGCACGUUCUUCCUGACGUCGGCGUUCGUCGGCGCGGUGAGCCUGGGGGUGGUGGCCUCCGUGGCGCCGGCGAGGAAGGCGAGCGUGGCGGUCGCGGCGGCGGUGCUGUCGUGCUGCGGCUUGGGCACCCUCGUUCUCGCCGCGCUCGCUCUCUUCUAUCAAAUCGGCGCAUGAUGGAGUACGCGUACGUGAUCCGCGCCAUGGCAGCAGUUCACCAGUGCGCGCAUGUCGAACACUUAGUCUCGGCUAGUAAGUGGAGGGGACGAGUCACGACGACGACGGCGCUCUGUGAUCUGAAGGAGGCAUGCGAUGCAUUUCAAGAUAUCAAAUCGAUACAAAAGGGGGGAAAAGAAACCUAAAUUGAACCCAAGAAAGAAGGGGUUAGUACUGUGAUGGCAGGAAUAUAAUGUUAAUGUACUCUCUCACGGUCAUCAACUGUGAUGCUUGUAAAUAAAUAAUCGAGACAUGUUCAUUCGGAAGUUAUUAAUUAAUGUUGUAGAAACUAAUUUGGUGGAUUAGGGAGGAGAAUGUCUAUAUGUUAGGGCACCU